Messenger RNA from Anguilla anguilla (European eel), 3131 nucleotides. RefSeq names its product synaptotagmin-like 3 (gene sytl3). The coding region runs from base 259 to 1665 and encodes 468 amino acids. NCBI's taxonomy places the organism in Eukaryota, Metazoa, Chordata, Actinopteri, Anguilliformes, Anguillidae. Gene Ontology annotation, biological process: intracellular protein transport; exocytosis. Gene Ontology annotation, molecular function: neurexin family protein binding; small GTPase binding. Gene Ontology annotation, cellular component: exocytic vesicle; plasma membrane. The transcript has 13 exons. The record is from RefSeq and is a predicted model, not a curated record.
CUAGAGCUGCGUAGUGAAGCAAGAGGUAACAGCCUUUGGGAGGAUGCAGGAACUUCACUUCCUAGCGCGAUCAAAAUGACCGUACCCCGGUUCACAGGCCACUGACAGCGUCCGUUCACAGACUCUCUCUAACCCGCACACAGACUCUCUCUAACCCGCACACAGACUCUCUCUAACCCGCACACACAGACUCUCUCUAACCCGCACACAGACUCUCUCUCACCCGCACACAGACUCUCUCCAACCCGGACCAGCACCAUGGACCUCAGUGUUCUGGAGGCUCUGGAGAGAGACAAAGUUCUGGAGGUUCUUCAGAGGGACAAAGUCCUGCGCUCUUUAGAGGAAGAAAGGAUCAGGAAGAUGAAGUCGGAGCUGCAGGAGAUCCGGCGGAAGGGCGCUAAGAGUUUUGCGCGGCAGUACAGCGAGCGGACGUGCGCGCGGUGCCAGAGGCCGCUGGGAAAGCUGUGGAACUGCGGCGCCACCUGCCGCGGCUGCAGCCACCGCAUCUGCAGCCGCUGCCGCGUCGCCAUCACCGCGCGCGACUGGAAGUGCACCGUCUGCCACGCCUACCGGGAUGUGAAGAUUAAAUCUGGCGAAUGGUUUCUGGAAGAGAGAGCGAAGAAGUACCCAGGUGUUUCAGACAGACAUGAGACCACUGGAGAGAGAAUACUGAAGUCCUACCGAAGCCUCAGUAAUAUUGCCAUCGUACCUCCGACCCCUCCCCCUUUCACUCAGACUCCAUCCUUCAACCGCUCAGGGGGGCUGCAAACAUCCAGACCUUUCACCAAAUCCAUGGAGAACCUGUUUGUGUCUCUGACGUCUCAUAUGAAGAAGAUCUCCAAGUCGCAGAACGAUGUCAACGCAGAGCAGACCCUGCUCACCACAGACUCCUGCUCCUACAGGAAGGAGAGGCGGAGCCAGUCUGACACCGCCAUCAACUGCCCAUUUGAGGUGGGCGGAGCACCCAGCCUCUCGGAGCUCGUCCGGCAGGCGAGGGCCCAGGAGGGGGCGGAGUCCAGCCAGGCCUGCACUGACGAUGACACGUAUCAGGGGGCGGAGCUUCAGCUGGAAAAGAGGGGCAGCGUUGGGAGCAUUGGCGCGGGACUGGGGGGCCACGACCCAAACAGCAGCAGGGCGGGAGACAUCGAGCUCGCGCUGGGGUACAACGGCAGGACGUCCUGUCUGGAGGUCUCUGUGAGAGCCUGCAGGAACCUACCCUACGGGGACGCCAAGAGGAAGAAGUGCCACCCGUGUGUGAAGCUCCACCUGCUGCCGGACGGAGGCAAACAGAAGACUGCGGUGAAGAGGAACACCACAGAUCCUGUUUUUAAGGAAACUUUAGAGUUCAAGAUGGAGCGCCCCCUGCUGGCCAGCCGGACCCUGCAGGCAUCGGUGUGGCACUCGGGGACCCUGAAGAGGAAGGUGUUCCUGGGGGAGGCGCUCGUGCCCCUGGGGGGCUGGGACUUUGAGGAAGACUCCGCCCGAUGGCUCCCGCUGUGCCCCCCAGCACAGACGGGUCCUGGCCCUCCCUGGAGGGGUACAGCUGGCCCAGGAGUCCGGGGUUCAGAGUCGGAGUUUGGGGUCCCCCUGGGACCACAGCCUGGUGUUCAGCGCAGUACCCACAGCCGGCCUACAGGGGGCCUGCCUACAACUCAGCCUGUAUGACCACGCCCCCUUGGGCCUGAAGCCAUGCCUCCUGGGCAGAUCCACGCUGGAGGAAGGGUUGUCAUGGCAGCGGGUCCAGCAGACCCCCAACACGUGGCACGACUUCGGCUUGCCUUUCCUGGCCAGCGACGCCGUCCAGAGAACCUGAGGGCAACGUUGUGCAAACGCUGGGAGAACCUCAGGGCAACGGCGUGCGGAACAUUUUACUAAACCGAACAUCUGGAUGCAGACCGUCGCUGGUAUGGAGCCCAAGACAGAGGCCAAUCACACACUUUCAUUCUGCAAGACAUUACCCCACCACCAAACAAGCAGAGCCAACGUUCCCACCCCCCCAAGACAAGCCCACCAAACAUACCCCCCCGGAAAAGCGACGCAAAACAUAGCCCUACAGUGAACUUCCUGCUGAACAGAGGGACCGUUAUACGUGUAGCACAGAGUCCUGCCUGUUGAAAGAGCACACAGGAUGUCCCCUCAUUGCCCUGCUACUGAACGGCGUCUGUUGUGCUCUUCUCUAGUGAAUGCUGCAUCUCUCCACUCUGUACUGGCCGUGCUCCGACAGCAAUUUCCUAAAAAUAAACCCUCCAUUCUGCCUGCUUAACGUUGCUCCACCCGUAUCAGCACCCACAGCAAGCUGGGCUCCUGUGCCCGAGCGCUCCGUACACCCGGGCUAAAUAUCCCUGUUGUAAAUAUCCCUGUUGUGUUUCAUGUUUCAUGUUCUUACUUCCAGCUACACUUGAGUGGAAAGAAGUUUGAGGGAAGAGCACUCUCCUUCAGUACCAAAACCAAUACAAUACCAAAGCUCAUUUCCCAGAAUGCAUUUCCCACUGAGCACACUGUACUGAGGUCCCCACAAUGCAUUUCUCACUGAACACACUGUACUCAGGCACUGUUUGUUGUUGUAGGUCUUUAUUGCCAAUAUGUUUCUCACCUCAUUAAAAAUAAAACCGGUUCAGGUGCGACCCGUGGCAGAAGUACAGUGGGUCGUGUGUUCUCUCAGAACCAGGCGAUCAGUCCCAAAGCCAGAGCCUGUAACCCAGGCAACCCAGCGAAACCGGCUCUACUAACGGGCCUAAGGAAAGAGCUCAGAAGACAUCUCAUGUAACAUAAACAGAAAGACUGUCUGCGUGUGUGAAACCACAGCACCAGACGCGUCUAAACUUGACCCCUGUCUGACCUCCUUCAGUCAUGACAUCAUGUGCAUUUCCUAUAUGACAUCAUGAGCAGUAACACGUAAAACUAAAGUGAAGGGGGGGAGAGAGUGUAUGAGAGUGAGGGGGAGAAUGGGAAAGAGGAAGAGGGAAAUGGAUAGAAAGAGAGAUAGUGAGAAAGUGAGAGAAAGAGAGAGAGAAAUAAAGUGUUUACAGGCAUCUUAGAAAUGCUGGUACCAUUUACUGCAUACGAAAAUCAAAAAGUACCUAGGAAUUUCCUAAACCGAUUUCAAUAACAUGCAGUUGAAUAUUAAUUUU